Molecule: messenger RNA, 2145 nt
Organism: Pundamilia nyererei
Lineage: Eukaryota; Metazoa; Chordata; Actinopteri; Cichliformes; Cichlidae
Source: RefSeq, a predicted model, not a curated record
AUGACUGCAAAGAACCACGAGUCAUUGAUGGAAAUCGAGACUGUUGUACAAGAAAAUUAUGAUGCUUUCCUCAGCUUCACUGAAGUCACCAUCGGAUACUCUGCUCUGAACCUGGUUCUGUGUGGGAGGAGAGCAGCAGGGAAGACGUCAGCAGCCAAGGCCAUUUUAGGUCAGACUGAGCUUCAUUCAGCCUCCAACUCAUCAGAGUGUGUUAAACAUCAGGGAGAGGUGUGUGGACGUUGGGUUUCCCUGGUGGAGCUGCCUGCCUUGUAUGGAAAACCUCAGGAGGCAGUGAUGGAGGAAUCACUCAGGUGUAUCUCCCUCUGUGAUCCUGAGGGUGUCCAUGCCUUCAUCCUGGUCCUACCUGUGGCUCCCCUCACUGAUGAAGACAAGGGAGAGUUAGAGACCAUCCAGGACACAUUGAGCUCUCGAGUCAAUGACUUCACUGUGAUUCUGUUCACUGUGGAGUCGGAUCCAACAGCUCCAGCUGUUGAUAAUUUUCUGAAGAGAAGCAAGGACAUCCAGGAGCUCUGUCAGGGCUGUGGAGGAAGAUCUGUUGUUCUUAACAUCAAAGACAAACAGCAGAUCCCCAACCUGUUGAAGACUGUGGAAAAGAUGAGGCCCUUUAAAAAGAAGUCACACUAUUAUACAACACGAACAUUUGCACAGGCCCAAGUAAAUACAUUAUCUCAACAAAUCAUAAAAUGUACCACCCUAUCGGGUGAACUUGAGGAAUUGAAAAAGAAAAGCAUGAUCACUGUUGCAGGUGAUGAAGAGCAGCAGAGCCCAGAGUGUCUCAGGAUUGUGCUGAUUGGGAAGACUGGCAAUGGUAAGAGCUCUUCAGGAAACACCAUCCUUGGAAGAAAAGUGUUUAAAGCCAAGUCGAGUCAAGAAUCGGUCACCAAGUGUUGUCAGAAAGAACAGGGUGAAGUGGACGGUCGUCCUGUUGUUGUGGUCGACACUCCUGGUCUGUUUGACUCGACUUUGUCACGUGAAGAAGUUCAUGAGGAGACGGUGAAAUUUAUGACCUGCCUGGCUCCAGGACCACACGUCUUCCUGUUGGUGUUACAGGUUGGUCGACUUACACCAGAGGAGAAGGAGACUCUGAAACUCAUCCAGGAAGGAUUUGGGAAGAAUUCAGAAAAGUUCACCAUCAUUCUUUUUACAAGAGGAGAUUCAUUAAAACAAGACAACCUGUCCAUUGAAGAAUACAUUAGAGGUGAAUGCAAUGUCUCCUUUAAGAAGCUGAUCUCUGAGUGCGGAGAAAGAUACCAUGUCUUCAAUAACUAUGAUGAAGAAAAUCGGACACAAGUCAGUGAGCUGAUAACAAAGAUUGACACCAUGGUGAAGGACAACGGGGGAUCUUUUUAUACCAAUGAGAUGCUGCAAGAGGCUGAAGCAGCGAUUAAAAAAGAAGUGCAGAGGAUCUUAAAAGAGAAGGAAGAAGAGAUGAAGAGACAGAUUGAGGACCUGGAAAGAAAACAUGAGGAAGAAAAACAAGCCAUGAAAUUAAAAAUGAAAGAACAGAGUGCUAAAAUAAACCUGGAGAUUCAACAGAAAAACAAAAAACUCGAGGAAAUGGAGGAAAAACUGGAGAAUGAGCAAAGCGAGAAGAAGAAAGCACAAGAAAAAAGAGAAAAAGAAGAAACCAAAUGGAAACUGGAGAAAAGUGAAUGGGAGGAAAAACUUGCUGCAUUAGAAAAAUCAAAGUCUGAAUCAAAACAGGAGCUACAGCAGCGUAGAGAGGCGAUGAUAAUGGAACAUACGGUCCGGGAGAAGGAUCGGAUGAAGUAUGAGGAAGAAGCCAGAAAGCAAGCAGAGGAGUUCAACGAAUUCAAAGAGAAAUACACCAAAGACUUUGCAGCUCAGACGGAAGAGCACGAGAAACAAAUGAAAGACAAAGAUGAGAAGUAUGACCUGUUAAAGGCCCUAAAAGCCCACUAUGAAAAAGAAAGCAGAGAAAAACAUCGCCGCUGGCUAGACGACAUCAUCGUCGUGGCCAGCUUCCGGACCAGCUCUGUCGUCGCCGACCUCCGGAUCUUCUUCGUCUGCAUCACCGCCACUUCCUUCUGCGCAGUCGGCCUCUGGACCAGCUCUGUCGCCUGCGCCACUACCACUUUUCAUGUGGUCGUGCCCCUGACUUAA